Molecule: messenger RNA, 3443 nt
Organism: Acanthochromis polyacanthus (spiny chromis)
Lineage: Eukaryota; Metazoa; Chordata; Actinopteri; Pomacentridae
Product: relaxin-3 receptor 1-like
Exons: 3
Coding region: 285-1547 (420 amino acids)
Biological process (GO): immune response; G protein-coupled receptor signaling pathway
Cellular component (GO): membrane
Molecular function (GO): G protein-coupled receptor activity
Source: RefSeq, a predicted model, not a curated record
UUCAGUGAGAGGAUGCUGUCGGCUUCACUGACAGGAGAGGCAGCUGCAUCAUGUCACACUUCAACAUUGAGCGCAGGAAAGUAGACUGAUGCGGAUUAAUCAGCGUAGAAGUCCUCAUGAUACGCGCACAGGAGAUGAUCUCUGGCUGAGACUUUGAGCUUAAACACAGGAGGAGAGACAUGGGGUUGUUUGGAUCCACACCUGUGCGCACGCAGUCUGCAAGUUAGCCCGGCAGAGGAGAGAAGUUGUUUGACAAAGUAAGUCGCCUUUUUCUCUGCAGAAUCAUGCAGAACAGCAGCAGCUCCUCCGGACCUCUGAGCGCUCUGAAUGUGUGCGGAGGAGAGGAGGACGAACGGGAGAUCUCGGAGCUGGUCAGUCCCACAGGAGCAGCCUCCAGCCUGCCCGCCUUCAACCUCUCACUCAACUGCUGGCUCCAUAUCCUCUCCAAGGAGUCCUCGCCGGACCUGCAUGGAGACAGUGCCAACCUGGCAGUGCGAGUCCUCAUUGCCCUGGUCUACCUGGUGGUGUGCGUCCUGGGCCUUGUGGGUAACCUCCUGGCCCUCUUCCUGCUCCACUCCCGCCGUCGGGGCCACCACCACUCCUCCAUCGACUGCUUCGUGAUGAGCCUGGCGCUGACGGACCUCCAGUUCGUCCUCACCUUGCCCUUCUGGGCCGUGGACACGGCGUUGGACUUCCGCUGGCCCUUUGGUCGGGUCAUGUGCAAGAUCGUGAGCUCGGUCACCACCAUGAACAUGUACGCCAGCGUCUUCUUCCUCACUGCCAUGAGUGUGACCCGGUACCACUCCCUGGUCACCUCCCUGAAGAUGGGCAGUCCGAGGAUCGCCACCGCUCGGGCCAAGUGGGCCAGUUCAGCCAUUUGGGUGGUGUCACUGGUGGCUACGCUGCCUCACGCCUUCUACUCCACCACAGUCCAGGUGUCUGCAGAUGAUGAGCUGUGCUUAGUUCGGUUCUCUGACUCCGACUCAGGUCACUGGGAUCCCCAAGUCCUGCUUGGACUCUAUCAAACACAGAAGGUCCUUCUGGGAUUUGUAGUUCCCUUGAUCAUCAUCUCCGUGUGCUACCUCCUCCUGCUGAGGUUCAUCCUGAGCCGGCGCGUCGUGGGCAGCGUGAUCAGUGGGAACGUCACAGAACAGUCAGAGUGUGAGAGAGGACGCCAUCGACGCCGCUCCAAGGUCACCCGCUCCGUUACCAUCGUGGUUCUGUCCUUUUUCAUUUGCUGGCUGCCCAACCAGGCUCUCACCCUGUGGGGGGUGCUGAUCAAAUUUGACCUGGUUCCCUUCAGUAAAGCCUUCUACAACGCCCAGGCCUACGCCUUCCCCCUGACUGUGUGCCUGGCUCAUGCUAACAGCUGUCUCAACCCGGUGCUCUACUGCCUGAUCCGAAAAGAGUACAGAGCUGGGCUGAAGGAGCUCCUGCUGAGAAUGUCUCACGCCGUCCAGAAUGUUCUUACUUUGGCUCUGAGAGGAAGGAGAGUGGAGGAAGCACCACCCAGCAUGAUUAUGAUUCACAAAGAAAUCAAUAUGUGAAUUAUUUUGUUGAAAGAAGCAUCUGACGUUUUGGGAAAUUAAGCUAUUUCCUGUCUGUGUCUGUGUGGAUGGUAAUAUUCAAACAAACAUGUUUAUGGGUGUGCGUCCGUGGUGCUGAAAGGUGAAUUUUGUCACCACUGGACCAAACCAGGCUGGAUGUUCCUUGAUUCCAGGCUUUGUGUUCAGCUAAGCUAUCUGGCUGCUGGUUGCAGCUUCAUUUACCAUACAAACAUAAAAGCGAUGUCAGUCUUCUCUUCUAAAUCUCAGUAAGAACCGUAUACUGUAUAUAAGAUAUGGAAGUACCUUCUGUAGAGAGGAUGUAGACUUCAACCUGCAUUCCUUUUAACAGCCAGCAGGGGGCGACUCCUCUAGCUGCAAAAUACAUCAGAUUAUUUAGAAGUCUAUGAGAAAAUGGCACUACCUUUCACUUAAUUUGUCACCUCGGUAAACAUUUUCCUGAUGAGUUCAUGGUGUUUAUGGCUAGUCUGAAGCCUCCUUAAACACAGGAUGAUGCUAAUUUUGUAAAUUAUGGUCCCACAUCCUACUUAGUUCUGUCCAAGACAAAUGUGAUUGGUUGAAAGAAAUACAAACAUAUCAGUGUUUUUACCCCCUAUAGCAGAAUGAUAAUGAGGUCCAGCCAGACUAACAUGUAUGACAGAAUUGGCUAGCUAAGCAAAGACUGUCAUUUUGGCAGUGUCUGACUCUGCCUAACUCUUAAUUAAAAAAAUUAGCAAAGAUUUAGAGUGUGAGAGGAGCUGAGGCAGAGUGACAGAUGGGUCCCAUCUGUAAUUUAAAGCAGACUUUGCCUCAAUUAUGCAUAACUUUAACCCUAAAUACAAUUUAAAUGAGCAAGUUAGACAAAAAUGUACUCUACACACAGCUGUCAUGGAUGAAGAACCUAGCUAUAGAGACCCAAAUCAUUUUUAUAUCAGUCUGUAAAUGUGUGUUUUCACUGUAAAGUUGGGCAUUUUAACAUGGAGGACAAUGGAGAUAUGAUUUUGGAGUCUGUCUCAAGGUGCCAUUCGUGUUAUUGCAGUUUUUGGCACUUGAACUUUGGUUUUAUCAGCACAGGAGCUUUCUGCUUGGUUCUCAGUCUGAUGCCAACCCUUAUUCAUCACAGUUACUUUCAGAAGCAAAUUGCCAUGCCUAAAUUUCAAACUCAAGACUUCAGUCUACAAAGUAAUGACUGACAUCACGAUGGCUACAUCAGUCUUUUAUAUGCAGUCCAUGGCAAGUACGCCAUUAAGUGUAUUCUUCAAAAUGUGGAACUUUUCUUUUAAUAUCAAAAAGUUCCUCAUGAUUCAACUUUGUGUGUCAUUUCUGACCACUUCCCUGUCCAAAAUUCAUAAACCCAGACCAACCUAAGCAGCCAUUUUUCAGCUUGAUUAGGCACAUUCACGAGAAAUUUCACGCCAAAAUACUGCAGGCUACUUUGGAAGCAAUUUUUGGGGUGAAUUUCAUAUGAAUUCUUGAAAAUCAAAGCUUACAAUCAGUGUGCCCUGAGUUAUACUGUGGGCUGAUUUCUUUUUUCUUUGUACAAUCAGUCAGAAUACACUGUGCUGUUUGAAUAGUUGACCUGUAAAGUGAUCUUUGUACUUUGCAUCUCAAACACCCACACGAAGAGAAAAGGAUUAUUACAGUACCUUUCAGAUUCAUCUCUAUAGUAUGUAUGUUUUGUGUUAUUGUUGGUAACUGCAUUUAGACACUGGAGUAUGCCACAUUUCACCCUUCAUAUGCAAUCAAAAUGACCUCCAGGACAUUUGCCAUUCAGUGUUUGAUGCUCAUGUGAAACCGUCAAGACAUUUUCUCUGUGAUUGUUUUGCUGUACCGCCGUGAAUGGUUUUGUAAAUACAUGUGUGUUCUGUGACAUUAAAUAAAACGCGAGGACAAAAGCGA